This is a messenger RNA of Spizellomyces punctatus DAOM BR117, 850 nucleotides long. RefSeq lists its product as uncharacterized. NCBI's taxonomy places the organism in Eukaryota, Fungi, Chytridiomycota, Chytridiomycetes, Spizellomycetales, Spizellomycetaceae. The record is from RefSeq and is a predicted model, not a curated record. The transcript is spliced from 4 exons. The coding region runs from base 131 to 775 and encodes 214 amino acids.
CGCGAAAAGAUACUGUCCAAGGAAAAGGGAUAAAAACGCAGUGGUUGCAAGCCCAUCCUCUGUCGCAUCCCACAUCGCAUUGGGUCUAGUCUCAUUCACUCCGCGACGCACCUCAUACUCAGAACUCAACAUGAAGCUUACAACCAUUCUUCCUCUCGUCGCCCUUGCUGCCACUGCCGCCAGUGCUGCUCCUACUGAACCUACACCUGACCCCAACCAGGUCUACGUUAAGGGCGUCAGCUACAAUGGCUCUGGAUGUCCCAUAUCUCCUCCUUCCGCUCAAGUCGUCUUGGCCGAUGACAAAAAGUCCUUCACUGUUCUCUUUGAUAAAUUCAUCGCGUCCGCUGGCCCGGGCAUCCCCAGAACUGAGAACCGCAAGAACUGCCAGUUGACCGUCCAACUUCAUAUUCCUGGUGGAUGGCAAUAUUCGAUUGCCUCUGCGGACUUCCGUGGUUGGGCCGAGCUUGACAAGGAUGUCACCGGUCGUCAGCAAUCCAUCUACUACUUCCAGGGAGAUGGCCGCACCACUACGACGGAAAUGAGUGUGAACGGUCCCAUCGCUAAAAACUACGCCAUUCGUGAUGAGAUUGACUUUACAUCCCAGUCUUGGUCCCCUUGCGGCGAAGAUCGUCCGGUAAACAUCAACACCAGCAUCUUCGUAUCGAACACCAAGAACCCCAAAGCUGGAGGUGUCCUCACCACUGACUCUGUAGACGGCAAGAUCGUUCAAAAGUACCAGUUCCAAUGGAAAAAAUGCCCCCAGGCAAAGGCUUAAGUGUUUGAUCGCCGAGUCAAGUAGCGUCGCUGCUGUCACUUCUAUGCAUCAUGAAUACAUAAGAUAUCCAACCAA